This is a messenger RNA of Cottoperca gobio, 2995 nucleotides long. RefSeq names its product LHFPL tetraspan subfamily member 3 protein-like. Bases 738 to 1418 code for a protein of 226 amino acids. The transcript has 4 exons. The record is from RefSeq and is a predicted model, not a curated record. NCBI's taxonomy places the organism in Eukaryota, Metazoa, Chordata, Actinopteri, Perciformes, Bovichtidae. Gene Ontology annotation, biological process: sensory perception of sound. Gene Ontology annotation, cellular component: plasma membrane.
AAGGUGUGUUUGCACGGAUAGACACGAACAUCACGGGCUGCCUCUGCGUCUGUACCGUCAGUGCCCCUCCCUCUCUCACUCCCAGCAUCACUGUCAGCCCCGUGAUGCUGUCAUAAACCGGAGAAUAAAUCCCGUUUAACGAUCGUGAAGGGGGCCGUCGUAUUUUGUGAAUCGUUUUUAUGGUCGGCUGCGUUAAAUUGUAAGUACAGGCCUAUAAUGUGUUAUCGGAUGCGACCUCAUUCAGAGACAUAAUAAUACAACCCGCUUGUUGCUAUUUUUAUUUGGGCUUGUGAGGAUUCGUGCGCAUCUUACAUUGUGUAUCCGCGGCUGGCGUGAAUAAUACAUUUCUAAUUGACUCGGAGGUUUUUUUUUCCAAGGGCAUCAGUGAGCGGCACAGUGCGGCAGCGAUGUGCACGUCUCACGGCUAGACGGAUCAAGAGGAAAUGAGCCUAUUUCUGCUGCUGUAGUCUUUGAGUUUUCAGAGUUAUCAGCCAAAUCCAGGCUUUUUUUGCACUCCGCUUUAGCUCCUCACUCGGUUCACCGCCUGGCUGUAGCAUGCGACGUCAUGAGUUGAUCGCGCCUGACAGAUGUUGCUGUGUUGCAGUUGCACAGGGAUAGAUUCUCCGCUUGCUCUCGCUGUUUUUGAGGGGUGCUUCUGUAAAAAACGGUUCGUGCGAUACAUUGUGAAUCCUCGCUUCGUGCUCGUAACAUUCAUUUAGUCUUCGGGAUUGCAUAAAAUGAUACCUGGAUCUGCCGCAUCAAUGCUACCGUCUGCAGAAGCUGCGAAAUUGUACCAGACAAAUUACGUCCGCAACUCCAGUGUCAUCGGACUUUUAUGGGCCAUCUUCACUAUCCUGUUCGGUAUUGUUAACGUGAUCAUCUUCUCUCAGCCCUAUUGGAUUGGGGAUGGCGUGGAUACGCCACAGGCCGGCUACUUCGGCCUUUUUCACUUUUGCGUCGGAGACGGUAUCUCCAGAGACGUGGUCUGCCAGGGUAGCUUCACUGAGUUCGCCGAGAUCCCCUCCACUGCGUUCAAGGCCGCCUCCUUCUUAAUCGGUAUGUCCAUGAUGCUGAUUGUCACCUGCAUCGCCUGCUUCAGUCUCUUCUUCAUCCUCGGCACCUCCACCGUGUACAAGAUCUGCGGAUGGAUGCAAGCAUUAUCAGGUGUCUGUCUGGUGCUGGGCUGUAUGAUCUAUCCUGAUGGCUGGGACAGUGACGAGGUCCGGCGGAUGUGCGGAGAGCAGACAGACAAAUACAGCCUGGGGGCCUGCUCAGUGCGUUGGGCCUACAUCUUGGCUAUCAUGGGCAUCCUGGACGCACUCAUCCUCUCCUUCCUGGCCUUCGUCCUGGGGAACCGGCAGGACGGACUCAUGUCAGAAGAGCUGCUGGCUGAGAGCAAGGAGGGAGGCAAUGCCUAACCAAAUCUUAAGGUUCCUGAAUUUCCAUGUGUCUGUUUUCAUGAAGUACCAGUCAACUCUCAACAUCAGCUUAGAGGAGGGACGCCAUCCAGAUCUGUGAAGGAGAGGAAUACUAUGGAACCAGCCAGCCUGCCUUUCUCAUCUACCUGCCAAAACCCCAGUGUAACCUACCCUCAAAGUCCAUCCAUUUUGCUUGCAGUCCCUGAAUCAUCCCCAGCACUUAGAUGGAGCCCAAUGCACUUCUAUCCCAAUGUGUCUACAGACCUCACCCUUGCACAACAUUGCAUAGACCAUGACAGGGGCAGAGACUGUUAUUCUAUGGAGAAGUAUAUGGACUUCCCACUACCUACCUGAGAAGGCACAGGGUUGACAUUGUACACCUGCAGUACGAGCACAGACACAGACACACACACACACACACACAAACACACACACACACACACACACACACACCGACUCACUCAAUGCACAAACACAACUCAAUGCACAUACAGUACAUUCAAACAAAAAAAAAAUUGACAAACUGUAAUUACAAGUAUUAAACUAUGUUAACACUUAGCCGUGUGUACCAUCGUCAGAAUGUGUGUCAUGUUUUAUUUGUGAAAAGAAGAAAUUGCUCAUUUUCAGAUAAUAUCGAGUUGAUGUAAAUCUAUUGUGUUUCAUAUGUAAAGUUUGACAAUGAAAGUUUUAGUUUCUUUUUUUUGUUUUUGCUCAUACACCCCUUUGUUCCCUUUUCAUUUACUGAAAAAAAAAUAUAUUUAAGAUGUUUUAUAUAAGAAUAUUAUCAUCUAAAAGAGAAAAAAACUUGUAUUAAAAAGUAUGUACAGUGAAUAUUAAAGAUGUUCUAGCAAUUUUAACUAAAUCCAUUCAAUGCCCUGCUAGCUAAAUUUGCACAGCGCUCCAGUUUAAGAAGAAAUCUAAUAUUUUAUAGUCUGUGGUAUCUACACUGUGAUGGGGCUAUUAGAACUGUGUGCUGCAGGACUUGUAGCCACUGUGUGAGUGUGCUUUCUAUGUGUGUGUGUGUGUGUGUGUGUGUGUGUGUGUGUGUGUGUGUGUGUGUGUGUGUGUGUGUGUGUGUGUGUGUGUGUAUGUGUGUGUGUGUGUGUGUGUGUGUGUGUGCGUGCGUGUGUCAGUGAGUGUGAGUGCAUGCACAUGUGAGUGUUGGUGUGAAUGUGUUGUGUGCUAUAAUAGUUGGCCUAAAGAACCAAUAUGCCAGCCUCACACACAAUUGUCCUGUUGUGUAGCUAAAUCUGUCGGUCUCUGUCUUUGUCUCCAGCUCUCUCUUUCCGUUUUUCUCUCUUUGACUCCCCUUUUCUCGCUUUGUUUUGUUGGGACAUACAGGGUAACAUGAUGGCGUUGGAGUAUUAUGAAUAGUGACUGGUGUGCCUGAGGAGUGAACUCUAGCGGUAAUGGAUCAGUAAGGCCUGUCCCUGCGUCACCUGUAGAUAUUUUCCUGUGUAAAUAAAUAUUCUAUAGAUACCAAACAAUUAGCAAAUAUGGAGAAGGUUAACUUGGAACAAUUAAAGAGAUUCCUUCAAGAAUAUAUGAACAAUUAAUAAAGGUUUUCACUGUAAAAA